This is a messenger RNA of Vicia faba (fava bean), 1368 nucleotides long. NCBI's taxonomy places the organism in Eukaryota, Viridiplantae, Streptophyta, Magnoliopsida, Fabales, Fabaceae. The record is from the annotation of a GenBank genome assembly.
AUGCAUCCAUGGAUUCAAACCCUGAUCGAUAUAUGCAGGGGGAAGUACAAGGGAGAUAUCAAGGCUUUCAACCAAGAUCCUCUCGGAAAAUCGAUCAAUCUCGAAAAGCAUUGCUUCGGAGAAUUUUCCAUGGCCAAUGUUCAAGCCAAUGACAUCAUGGAAGAUCAAAGCCAGGUUGAAGUUGCCUCCAACAACGCUCUCUUUCUUGGCGUUUACGAUGGCCACGGUGGCAACCGCGCUUCUUACUUCAUCUCUCGACAUCUCUUCAAGAACCUCAUAAGGAUUGCUCAGGAGAAUGGAAAUACCAUAACCGAAGAUACUCUAAGAACCGCUGUUUCUGAUACUGAAAAAGAAUUUAUGCAUUAUGUCAGCACGGAUUUUGUCGCAAUACCUGAUCUAGGAAAAGCUGGUGCAUGCUGUCUUGCUGGAGUUAUAUGGAAAAAGACUCUAUACAUCGCGAAUCUUGGAGAUUCGCGCGCUAUAAUUGCUUCUAUGGUUAAUGGAAAACCUGUUGUUCAACAGUUGACAAGAGAUCAUAACUGUGGAGAUGUAGUUAUCAGAGAAGAACUCCAGGAAAUGCAUCCAAAUGAUCCCGAGAUUGUGAUGCAUAGGAAUGGAGCGUGGCGCGUUAAAGGCAUCAUCAUGGUUAGUAGGACUAUUGGUGAUGCAUAUUUGAAGAGGCCUGAUUUUACGUUUACAGCUUCGUUUCCCAAAGAUUAUCCGAAUGUGCCUAAAAUUCCUGAUAGAUGUGUGCUAUCAGCAGAACCUGAGAUGCAUUCUAGAGCUUUAAGAGAUAAUGAUAAGUUUCUUAUAUUUGCUUCUGAUGGACUUUGGGAGCUCAUGUCAAAUGAACAAGCUGCUCAGAUUGUUGCAAGCAAUCCAAGAAAUGGAAUUGCGAAAAGGCUUUUAAGUGUUGCGCUAACAGAAGCUGCUAGUAGAAGGAGAGUUAGCUAUAAGAGCAUUCAGGCUGCUAAUCCGGGACGUGAUAUUUUGAGCAGGAGGUCAUUUCAUGACGAUAUAAGCGUGAUUGUUGUGUUCUUAGAGAAAACGUCGUUUCUGAGGAAACGCGCGCCUAAUAGGUCCUACAGAGGCUCUAGUCCGACGUCUCAACCAUCUGAUUUCGCACGGUCUGGAUUAACCUCUUUGAUUCGGAGUCCAUUGAGUCCUAGGCGUCUGAGGAAUAGUUUCAGAAAACGGUCAAAAUCAGCUGACAGCCCUCGGACUCCUAAGAGUCCUCUAGGUGAAAGUUCUCAGGCUGAGGACACUGAAAGGCUUAUUGAUCAGAGGCGUCCUCGGACAGCUCGAAGCCGUUUGGAGUCUCUGAAACAGUUUCUCACACUGAGUAUCUUUACACGAAACCAAACAUAA